UAUUGGAAAACGGUGGGCUCUUACAGGGUCUUCAUUCGAAUCGUAUCGAAUCGAAUUGAGCCGAGAAAAUACUUUCUGCGGCUCCACAUAAAUGCUGACGACUGGCCAUGUCUUGGCCAAAACAAUGGGGCUACGCUAGCCUCUGGCUGCCUUUGCUGAUCGGCCUGCUCUACACACAAAAUGCGUCAGCUUUCAUUGUGCCAAGGGAACUGCCGUCCAUACUAUCCAUAGUUUACUCCAACAUACCACCGAUUAAAAAGGGAACUGAUUCCCGCUUGGGCUUUGGCUUUCGCCUGGGCGAGCAUGCGGACUUUCAGGUGAUGGUGGAGCUGGGCCCCCAGAAGGAGACGCGGCCCAUCGGUGAACCCAACGACGAUCAAUCGUUCAACAAGCGCCAGGUGAGCCAGGGCGAUCAGAAGGCCCUGGCUCGCCAACUGUACCGCCAGCAGGUGCAGAAGGAGGCCGAGAGAUUGAUGACCUCCACGGAGAGAAAUGGGGCCAGCUGGCUGGAGGCCUGGUCCAACGGCAUGAAACCACAAAAGCCCAAGGGGCAAAAGGAGCAGGUUAAAAAGCCAGCGGUGAAGGACAGUCCCCCGGAUCCCUCGAAUGCCAUGCAGCAGCUGCAGUUGCUCUACAAAAUGGCCACCAGCUCCAGCACCACCAGUAGCACCACCUCCACCACCGAGCUGCCUCCUGUCUUCCAAGGAGGAUCCCUCAAUCUGGGCGGUCCCAGUGGCUUCAAGCUGCCACCCCCUGCUCUCAGCCAGGAUACGAACACGCUGAGCAAUCCUGGUCCUCUCAAGAACCCCAGUGAGAUCACCAAGGAGCUAUCGAACGUCAGUCUGGAGACGGACUCUUAGGUUGUGUACUUAUCUAGUUACUAAUUAAUGAUCAGUGAUCACUGUAUACCUGUGUACAUGGGUGCUUAGCAAAUCUGUGUGUAGUAUCGCUUAGCUAUGUUUCUGUAAAUAAACCUUAAACUUAACUUAAGCUAGCGAAAUGUUUUGGUCGAACAGCAUAAAAGUAGGCAACAGGAAAUUGACAAAAGUAAAAAUCAAAGUAGGAUCAUGUAAAAUAAAAAUGUGUGGUAUUGUAAAUUGUAAAAAUAUGUUGUUGAAUAAAACAUUAAAACAUAAGUUUAAAAAAAUA
Drosophila biarmipes is the source of this 1149-nucleotide messenger RNA. RefSeq lists its product as uncharacterized. The transcript has 4 exons. The coding region runs from base 108 to 860 and encodes 250 amino acids. The record is from RefSeq and is a predicted model, not a curated record. Lineage: Eukaryota; Metazoa; Arthropoda; Insecta; Diptera; Drosophilidae.